Molecule: messenger RNA, 1406 nt
Organism: Ylistrum balloti
Lineage: Eukaryota; Metazoa; Mollusca; Bivalvia; Pectinida; Pectinidae
Product: ceroid-lipofuscinosis neuronal protein 5 homolog
Exons: 5
Coding region: 1-1071 (356 amino acids)
Biological process (GO): lysosome organization
Cellular component (GO): lysosome; lysosomal membrane
Molecular function (GO): hydrolase activity, acting on glycosyl bonds
Source: RefSeq, a predicted model, not a curated record
AUGACAUACAUCAUGGCGGACACAAGUUUCGGUUUCUUUUCUACAUCGCUGAUUUUAUUAUUUUGCUGUAUAAAUGCUGUCACUUCGAUUACAUGGCCAAUUCCAUACAGGAGGCAUGAUCACCGCCCUAAAGCUAACCCUUAUUGUAAAGCUGGUGUGAUUCCAUUCUGCCCUGCUGGAGAGGUAGAGAAUUCUAUGCCAUUGUUCAAUCCAACAGACCCAGUGGAAAUAUAUGCUCUAAAGAAACCUGUGUGGCAGUUCAAGUUUGGAGAUUUACUGGGGAGAUUUCACAUCAUUCAUGAUGCUCUUGGUAUCAAGAAUCUAAAGACUGGACAGAAUUACACCAUGGAAUGGUAUGAACUAUUCCAGCUGUUUAACUGUACAUUCCCUCACCUUCUACAAAACAACACUCUCUAUUGGUGUAACCAGGGGGCAACCUGUAUCUACAACGGUAUAGAAGAUAAAUUAUGGAGACAGAACGGUACUCUGAAGAAGGUUGCCACGAUGACAGGGGCCCAGUUCAAUACAUUCUCUGAUUGGGUGUUAAAGGAUAACCAGACUGGGAUCUUCUAUGAAACUUGGACUGUAGAAAAUGAACCUGGAGGCAAGAUGUGGUUUGAUGCAUUUGACUGUGCAAGUUGGGUCCUAAGAGCUUUUCAGCAGCUCAGUGUAGUAGGAGCAAAGUUUGAUCAAAGUGUUAAACUUAACUACACGCGGAUACAUCUGUAUGCCGAACAACCAAUAUACCUCGGCAACGAAACGGAAAUUUUUGGAAAGAAAGGCAAUGUGUCACUGGCGAAAGACAUGCUGAAUUUUUACAAGGAUUUCCAGAAAAAUGUCUCUGAUGCUAGAAUGGUGUUAAAUUUGCUAGAUGCCCUGUUGUAUAUUUUUGAUAAAGACAAAUUCUACCUUUACUACAAUAGUGCCUACUGGCUGUUACACAUGAAGAAGCCAUUUGUGGGACUCACUUACAACCAGGUUCCACUUCCUGGUGGUGGGUACUACCAGAAACCACAUAGCAUUUGGCAACAGGACGAGGCAUACUGGAGAACAAAAUUUGGAAAUCUGUGAGUUUAUAAAUUUUCUGUUCAUCCAGACCAGGUUCUUAGGUUCUGUAUGUUGUCGUAUCAUUUCAUUCCUGUGGUAUCAGCAGAGAAAGUCAGGUACCAUGCAAAUGUCCUUGAAUUUCAGAACACUAUUAAUGGCCUGAGUAUUAAAUGACCUGGUUAUACUAAUUUGCUCAUGGAGGGGAAAUGGACGACGUGCUGAACAGUUUAAAUUUGUGUUGUUGCUUUUCAACCGAUAUUGAACAAUACAUUGCUUGGCUAUAUCUGCCUAUAUCUGACAAGGCCUUCCCCUCCUGUGUUGCAUUGAUGGGGUCACAAAUAAACCAAAGCCUAUUUCAG